CAAACCGCUCGGUCAACAUCCGGCCGCUCCACCGAGAGGCUCCGUCUGUCCAACUAUCAGAAUCCGAUUUAGCAAGUUAUUUAAAUGCCUCUUUGAGCUGAAGUUCUUUUCUCUUUUUUCUUUUCUUGCUGAGUCAUUUGCUCCCAUGCCUCCGGAGCUCAGCCCCUAGCCUCCUUCCCUCCUCCCCCCUCAGUCAGCUGGCUUAGGAAACGAGGCGCGGCGGCAGCAGCAGCUGUGGCUGCCGUCUUCACACCGAGUCCAGAGACCAGGCGGCAGCUCUUCUACCGACAAGCUAAUAGCUCCCGACAGGAAUUUAUCAGUAAAGUUGUUAGGCAAGGAAGCGGGGAGGGUGUGUGUGUGGAGCUGAUGUCAUUAGCAGGGGUGUGUGAGUGCAUCAGCAGCCAUGUCACAUGCUGCUCGGUGGGUCAGUGAUGCGGACGGAGAUGCAUGGCAGUUGCACCGGGAACAGAGGCAGCAGAGUCGGAGCUCGCCGCGGUGGGCAGCAGGAGGAGGAUGCUCUUCCCCAACUGCGGCGGCGUUGGCGGCAUCGUGCCCGGCUCCCAGGAGAUACCGUCAUCCAGGGGCCCGGCGGGCGUCGCAGACCUGGGCCUCGGCCUCCAGUCCCUCCGGCUGUCGGGCUGGGACCGGCCCUGGAGCAGCCAGGACACGGACCCUCACAGCUCGCCCUCGCAGGUCCACACCAGCUCGCCGUCCAUGCUGGGCAUCCUGAACAGCCCCUUCAGCAGCAUCCUGGGGAAGCCCCCCGGCUACCUGCCCCCCGAGUCCCUGAGCAUGACGGCCGACUUCCUGGAGAAGUUCCCCAGCAUGGCGCGCAUGGCGAGCCGCCUGGACUCCAGCUCCUUCCUGGACUCUCGCUCCAGCAGCCCGGAGGACUCUGAGACCAGCGGCUUCAGCUCGGGGUCCGACCACCUCUGUGACAUGCUGUCGACUCUGCGUAUCUCCCCCCCGCUGCCGUACCUGGCCUCCAGCAUGCAGAAGGACCUGCUCCGCCUGGGCUCCCGUCUGGACCCUCAGGACUCCAGCUCCUCCAUGACUCCGCCCUCCAGCGCCAGCCCCACCUCCAGCGUGUCCCGCCGCUGGCGCAGCGCCUCCCCGUGGCCCGGCUCGGAGAUGCUCGACCAAUCGGACGACACGUUCAGCAUCGAGCGGGAGGCUCGCCUGCACCGGCAGGCUGCAGCUGUGAACGAGGCCACGUUCACCUGGAGCGGUCAGCUGCCUCCCCGGAACAACAAGGACCCGCUGUACUCCUGCAAGGUGUUCCUCGGGGGCGUUCCCUGGGACAUCACGGAAGCCGGUCUCAUCAACACCUUCAGCGGCUACGGCCCUCUGACGGUGGAGUGGCCCGGUAAGGAUGGGAAGCACCCCCGCUGCCCUCCCAAAGGUAAUGUGGCCAAAGGCUACGUCUACCUGGUGUUCGAGAACGAGAAGUCGGUGCGAGCGCUGCUCCACGCCUGCUCUCAGGACCCGUUCCACCCUGAAGACAACCGGGAGUACUACUUCAAGAUGUCCAGCCGCCGCAUGCGCUGCAAGGACGUGCAGGUGAUCCCCUGGGUGAUCUCCGACAGUAACUACGUGCGCUGCCCGGCUCAGCGUCUGGACCCCAGCAAGACGGUGUUCGUGGGCGCGCUGCACGGCAUGCUGAACGCCGAGGCGCUCGCCAGCAUCAUGAACGACCUGUUCGGGGGCGUCAUGUACGCCGGCAUCGACACGGACAAGCACAAGUACCCCAUCGGCUCUGGACGCGUCACGUUUAACAACCAGCGCAGUUACCUGAAGGCCGUGUGCGCCGCGUUCGUGGAGAUCAAAACCCCCAAGUUUACAAAGAAGGUCCAGAUCGACCCGUACCUGGAGGACUCCAUGUGUCAAGUCUGCCUCCGUCAGCCCGGACCGUUCUUCUGCAGAGACCAGGCCUGCUUCAAGUACUACUGCCGCUCCUGCUGGCACUGGCAGCACUCCAUGGACAUCCUGAGCAACCACCGGCCGCUCAUGCGCAACCAGAAGAACCGCGACUCCAGCUAGAGCGGCGCCCCGAGGAGCGCUCUGCCGGGCCGGAGAGAAGACGAGUCGGGCGCUGCGAGGUCGCCGCCGCCGCCACGGAGGGAGCACGUGUGCCAGAUGUCCCUCGGCACGGGGGCCACCGCGGCACUGCACCGGGUGGUGGGGGGGAUGAUAUCACUAGAGAGAAAUGUUCACUUUUUUGCACUUGCUACAUUUUUGCUGUUCAGUGGCUCUGCACAGUGAGCUUGUUGGAGGAGGGGGGGGGGCGAGGUGCCCUUCACACUUAUGCAUUUUUUUUUUUUUCAGAAGGAAAGAUGGCGUCCGCCGACGGUUAAAGAAGUGGAUGAAAAUUACUUAUUCUUUUUUUUUUUUUUUUUUUUUUUUUGCAUAGUGGAGAGCAAUCAUACAAGUCUCAUUGCCAUUCGUUGGCAAAUGCCAAACAGUGCCUUUAAACUUUUAUUUCCCCCCCCUGUUAGCGCUCACCCCCCCACCCCCACUUGGCGUCUAGUUUUUUUUUUUUUUUUUUUUUUUUUUUUUGUCCUUUGCGAGCCAACUGGCGUUUCUUACUUUUUUGGGAGCUGACGUCGAGCUUCAUUUAAACCAAACCAGUCGCAUUUCAGACAUUUUUACGCAGUUUUUUACUAAUUUGUACACAAACGGUUUUAAGUCAUGUCAUGAACAUUUUGAACAGAAUUCUACCCGGCGGCUGUUUUUUGGGGGUAAAAUAAACUCACCCCCUUUUAUAUUUUGGUCAUUUAUCAUCUGUAGCUUUAUAUUUUUUUUUCUCUUUUUAAUUUGCCCUCCCAAAAUUUCAACUGUAUGGGCAACACCACACGGUGGAACUUUAACUUGCUUGGUUGGUCCAGUUCUAUAAAAUGUAAUGCGACAGUGGUACCGCCGGGCUGCCGUCACCGUGGAGACAGAGAUGAGCAUCUGAUUGUAACGGGUUGUUGUUGUAGGUUUAUUGCACUUUUUAAUUUGCACGUGUGGAGAGGUGGCAGUGGUUUUUAAUCACCUUUGUGCAUCAGCAGGGGGCGGAGCCUAAAGUUAAGACCAGCUGCUUGUUCCCUGUUGACUGUAAGAACUUGUAAGACAUGAUAAAUGUAAUCUAUCCAGAGCUUGAGUAGACCCCCCCCCCCCUAAAGUAAACUACCCCACGCUUUCUUAUCCCAUUUUGCCUUCCAGUUGGACAUUAAUGCAUAACAAUAAUAUUAAUAAGCUGUGUGCCAAAGACCCAGAGUCUUUUCUUUAUUGGUUUCGUCGUGCUGAGCUUGUUGUCUCUUUUCGGCCCGGCUGCUUUUUAGAGUUUUGAAGUCUACCUCAUUGUGGUCUGCCAAGUUUGCUGCUACUUACAGUUGUGGAGUUUGUUCAGAUUGGGCACAAUAAAGGUGUUGAAGCAUUA
This is a messenger RNA of Pseudoliparis swirei, 3421 nucleotides long. RefSeq names its product cytoplasmic polyadenylation element binding protein 1b (gene cpeb1b). The transcript has 11 exons. Gene Ontology annotation, cellular component: synapse; neuron projection; nucleus. Gene Ontology annotation, molecular function: translation factor activity, RNA binding; mRNA 3'-UTR binding; ribosome binding. The coding region runs from base 448 to 2040 and encodes 530 amino acids. Gene Ontology annotation, biological process: negative regulation of cytoplasmic translation. Lineage: Eukaryota; Metazoa; Chordata; Actinopteri; Perciformes; Liparidae. The record is from RefSeq and is a predicted model, not a curated record.